This is a messenger RNA of Sclerotinia borealis F-4128, 894 nucleotides long. The record is from the annotation of a GenBank genome assembly. NCBI's taxonomy places the organism in Eukaryota, Fungi, Ascomycota, Leotiomycetes, Helotiales, Sclerotiniaceae.
AUGCCCUCCACCACCACAUCCGAAACCCCAACCCCAACCCUCUACUUCGCCUACGGCUCCAAUCUCUCCCUCACCCAGAUGCACACCCGCUGUCCCCACUCCACCUACUAUGGUCUCGGUGUUCUCUAUGGAUACCGAUGGAUCAUCAAUGAGAGAGGAUAUGCCAACAUUGUUCCGAUCACCACCUCUAACCCCGACUCCAACCUCGUUCCUGUUGUUCCUGGCUCUGUUUCGGUACUCGCUGGCGCAUCUCCGCAUUCACAUCCACAUGCACUUUCACACGCACCUGCUACAGGACGCACAGCAGGUGCCUCUCAUUCAUCGCAAGAACCAGAACGCGAAACAAGAACCAAAAUCAAAAUCAAGAAACCCAGAAAAGACAUCAGCAGCAGCACCACCCAAACCCCACCCCCAUCCGUCCACGGAAUCCUCUACACACUAACCCGUUCCGACGAAAGCGCCCUCGACAGCAACGAAGGCGUCCCAUUCGCAUACACGAAAACGCAUCUUUACAUCACCGUUCUCUCGUCCCCAUCUCCUUUUCCAUCUCCUUUUUCUUCCUGUUUCCCCUCCUUCUGCUUGCCCUUCCCCUUCCCCUCCUUUUCCUUACCCUUCCCCUCUCCUAACAGUAAGAAAUUCCAAGUACAAGCACUAACCUACAUCGAUACGCUGCGCACUACACCCUCCAUUCCCAAUCCUGAAUAUAUCCAUCGUAUGAACCGAGGGAUUCGCGAGGCGGUGUCGAAAGGAUUGCAGAUGUCGUAUGUGAGAGAUGUUCUGAGGAUUUAUAUACCCGAGGAAUCUAGGGAGUCUGGGGAAUGUGAAGAUCAGUUGCGGGAUGGUGGCUGUGUGAAGAAAAGAGGAAGGUGGCUGCGAUGGAUAGGUUGUAAUUGA